Messenger RNA from Ceratosolen solmsi marchali, 582 nucleotides. RefSeq names its product protein phosphatase 1 regulatory subunit 11. The transcript is spliced from 4 exons. Gene Ontology annotation, cellular component: nucleus. NCBI's taxonomy places the organism in Eukaryota, Metazoa, Arthropoda, Insecta, Hymenoptera, Agaonidae. The record is from RefSeq and is a predicted model, not a curated record. Gene Ontology annotation, molecular function: protein serine/threonine phosphatase inhibitor activity; protein phosphatase 1 binding. Bases 105 to 470 code for a protein of 121 amino acids.
AAAAAAAAUGGUGUUGAGCCAUAAACAGAAAGGUGAUAAUUAGUUUUUCUUGGAAGCGUCCGUUCAUAGAACGUAAUUCUAGUAUUCAAAUAAAGGAAUCUUACAUGGAGAGGCAAAUGUCAGGGCAGUCGUCAUCCUCGCAAACAGAAACGGUCGUGGACGGGGGAACGCAGGAUGUUCCAACACUUCGAUUGCGUCUGCGAAAGCCAAAAUCAGAUAAAAAAGUGCAAUGGACACAAGGGACAAUUGACAAUGAACAAAUGAACAAAAAGAAAUCAAAAUGUUGUUGUAUAUACGAAAAGCCUAAAAACUUUGGUGAAAGCAGCUCAGAAGACACUGAUGAUGAAUGCGAACAUUGUCAUGGGCGUCAGGAUGCUCACAAAAAACCUGUACCAACUAAUAAAGACGAACCACCUGGAGAUGCAAUUCCAACUAAUCCGCAACCAAUUGCUACAGGGGGAUCCGCCUAAAAUUUUAGAUUGCUAGAAUAAUACUAAUAAAAUACGAAUUAUAUUAAUUGUCGUAUAAAAUCAAAAGUCAGGCGUAUUUGACUGUGAUUUUGUUAUUUAUUGACAUGAAUAU